This is a messenger RNA of Anguilla anguilla (European eel), 4394 nucleotides long. RefSeq names its product protein arginine methyltransferase 7 (gene prmt7). Gene Ontology annotation, biological process: peptidyl-arginine methylation. The transcript has 17 exons. The coding region runs from base 152 to 2197 and encodes 681 amino acids. The record is from RefSeq and is a predicted model, not a curated record. NCBI's taxonomy places the organism in Eukaryota, Metazoa, Chordata, Actinopteri, Anguilliformes, Anguillidae. Gene Ontology annotation, molecular function: protein-arginine omega-N monomethyltransferase activity.
CGUAGUACUCGUGUCACGUGAUGGGUGAGGUUGACGAUGGAAAAUGGCUGCUCCCAUAGGCUCAAUGCUGUUUUAAGCCUUUCGUAUGAUUCAUGUCAUUUGAAGAAAUAUACCCAAGAAAGGCGAAGGAAUUCAGAAUUAAGUCGAAGCAAUGAAGACAUUCUGCGCUCGUGCGAACCCGACCACGGGUGCGCUGGACUGGGUAGAAGAGGGUGAAGAGUAUGACUACCACCAAGAAAUAGCCCGGUCUUGCUACGCGGACAUGCUACACGACAAAGAUAGAAAUGUGAAGUACUACCAGGGCAUCCGGGCGGCCGUGGGGCGCGUGAAGGCGAGGGGUGAGCGGGCCGUGGUUCUGGACAUCGGCACCGGAACCGGACUGCUGUCCAUGAUGGCCGCGAGCGCCGGAGCGGAUUACUGCUACGCCGUGGAGGUCUUUAAGCCCAUGGCGGACGCCGCCGUUCGCAUCGUGGAGAGAAACGGCUUCGGCGACAAAAUCAAGAUCAUCAACAAGCACUCCACCGAGGUCACCGUGGGGCCAGAUGGAGACAUGCAGACUCGCGCCAACAUCCUGAUCACAGAGCUGUUUGACACCGAGCUGAUCGGAGAGGGGGCCCUGCCCAGCUACGAGCACGCCCAUGCGCACCUUGUACAGGAGGGCUGCGAAGCCGUGCCCCACCGCGCCACCGUGUACGCGCAGCUGGUGCAGUCGGAGCAGCUGUGGAGCUGGGCGCAGCUGCUGCCCGUGGACGCGGAGGGCCGCGAACUCAGGCCGCCCCCUGCGGUGGGCCGCUGCGCGGGCGCGCCCUCCGUCUGCGACGUCCAGCUCAGCCAGGUGUCCCCCGACGCCUUCGCCCCCCUGGGGCCGCUCUGCACCAUGUUCAGUGUGGACUUCAGCCGGCCGGUCAGCAGCGCCGCUCAGUCCCACUCCUGCAGGUUUGAGGCGUGUGCCAGCGGCCGGGCCCAGGUGGUCCUGUCCUGGUGGGACAUCGAGAUGGACCCGGACGGCUCCAUCGUCUGCACCAUGGCCCCCAGCUGGACGUACCCAGAGCCCAAGUCCUACCCUUGGCGGGAUCACUGGAUGCAGAGUGUGUACUUCUUGCCUGCAGAGCAGGGAGUGACAAAGGGGGAGGAGCUCAGCCUCACUGUCUCGCAUGAUGAUUACAGCCUGUGGUACAGCCUGCAGUCUCAAAGCAGCGAGGGGCCUCCCAGUCGGCCAUGCUGUACCUGUCAGGCACACCUGGUAUGGACACGCCCGCGCUUCGGAGAGCUGAACGACUCCCAGCGGACCAAGCGUUACACCCGCGCCCUGCUCAGUGUUGUGAAAGCAGACAGCGUGUGUCUGGGGGUCAGUGACGGGAGUCUGCUGCCCAUUUUCGCUCAUCUCCUGGGGGCCAGGAAGGUGUUCAGUUUGGAGAGCUCUGGCAUGGUCAAGCAGGUGAUCGAACAGGUGCUGGAGGCCAACGCCCUGAAGGGUAUGGUGCAGGUGCUCGGCGCGCGGCCUGACCAGCUUACCACCGGAGACCUGGGAGGGGAACAGGUGUCGGUGCUGCUGGGAGAGCCGUACUUCAGCACCAGCCUGCUGCCCUGGCACUCCCUGUUCUUCUGGUACUGCCGGACCAACCUGAGCCCCCUGCUACGACCCGACGCCACCAUCCUGCCCCAGAGCGCCACGCUCUGGAUGGCAGGGGUAGAAUUCCUGGACCUUUGGAGAAUCAGAGCUCCGUGCGGCUCGUGCGAAGGUUUCGACGUCCGCCCCAUGGACGAGAUGAUCCAGAACUCUCUGGACUUUAGGGAAUCCCGUGAGGCGGAGCCUCACCCUCUGUGGGAGUACCCCUGCCGUGCUCUGACCCAGCCCCUCCCUGUCAUGACCUUUGACUUUCGACAGUGCGUUCCUGAUCAGCCACUCAACAGCCAGGGAUCGUCACCAUUCGUGAGGAGAGGCUGUUGCCAUGGAGUGGUGUUGUGGAUGGAAUACCAGCUGACCGAUGACAUCACAGUGAGCAUGGGUCUGACCAAGCCAAUCAAUGAGCAGGGAACCUGUGAAUGGAGCCCCCACCGAAAACAAGGUGUAUACUUCUUCAGCUCUCCCUGGGACAGCUCUGGGGAUGGACAGGCCGCUGUGUCCUAUAACCUGACCUUUGACCCCAGUAUUGGCGACAUCAGAAUGGACUUUUCUGCAUCCCUUUGUCAGUGACUAGUGACCCUUAACCCCUGACCUGGCAGGCUUCACUGUGUCUCUGCACCACAGCUGCGACUGGACAUGACUCAUCCGGCUCCCCUUAACUACAAAACUGUUUUUCCAACUGCUUCAUUAAAAGUAAAAUUGCCCAACUCUGUCUUAUGAAGACAUGUGUCCUACAGAGCCUUGUUCAGAGUAGAGUAGUUAUUUUUAGUUUUUUUUACAUUCUGUUCUUGUGUUAUCCAGUCUGACUGAUAGACUGCUGACAGUGUUUCAUGUGGUGAGAAAGGGAGGCAUCAGCCUGUUCAGCUCAAUCAGGGCAGGUGACACAGUGAAGGUCGUCACCCAGGUAACACUGGAGUACAUGUGACAGGGUCAGGCCAGUUCACUAUGGUUUCCUAUGGUUUAAAUAAGGUCUUAUUUUCUUCACAACCAGACUUCUAUCACGCCGAUACAGUAGAGUUUGAGCGCUAUAGCCAGAAACCAAGAGUCAAAAUUGUAUUUAACAGAAGAAAUGGUAAUAAAUUUGUUAACAUGAACAGAGCAUUUAGCCUAAAAAGGUUUGUCAUUUUUCUUUCUGUCUUGAGCAGGGCUACCCAACCCUCUUCCUGGAGAUCUACUGUCCUAUAGGUCUUCAGUUCAUCCCUAAAUUGACACGCCUGAUUCAACUAAUGGGCAGCUCAACAUGAUCUCUAAUUGUUGAAUGAGGUGUGCUUUGGAAUGAAAACGAACUAUGCGGUUGUUCCCUGCACUUGGAACGGCACUUCUCUCUAGGGAUUUCAACACACUUGUUUUCUGGUUAUGGUUAUACGCUUUGUUGUACGUCGUUCUGGAUUUGGCGUCUGCCAAAUGCCUGCAAUGUAGUAUAAAACCUACAGGACAGUGGAUCUCCAGGAACAGGGUUGGCCAGCCCUGAUCUAUAGUGCAUCCAAUAGUGUAGAACUCGGUUGUGUACAUUUAAAGGGUCUUGCAUGUCCCUGCUCUGGUGCUCAGAACUGGGCAGUGAACACAGUACUUAACAUUUGGCUAUGCUACAUUUAUUUUAACAAUGUCCCCCUAUUCCUUUCCUUCUUUGCAUCAUUGGCAAAUUAAACUAUUUUGCUGUUCACGUAUGUCCAUUUAGGUAAACAUGGAAGUGCAGAUGUCCCAACACCUUUCACUAGAGGUCUCCACUUCCACUUUUCAAUUUCUUUUAAUGAAUGGAUUUGAAAUGCAGUAUUUUUGAAAUCAUGUUCUAUUUCCUGUUUUCUCACAAUUUAAAAAGUUCUUCCCAACACUGUCUAAUACAUAUACUAUUGCAAUCUUUUGCCAGUUCAAGAAAGUGUAUACUUGCAAUCAGUGUGAAAUCAGUCCCUGCUUAUUCAACAGUACACCAGCUGAGCUGUAUUGUGUGGACUAUAUUACAUUGCUCAUGAAGGUAGACUGCAGGUCUCAUUUUACCAUUAUUUAUAAGUUUAAAUAUACACACACGCAGACAAUGAGUUCCAUAAUGUUUGGGACUAAGUCUUUUUUCCCCUUGAGUUGGCUGUGCUCCACAAUACAAUUUUAGAUUUGUAAGCAGACAAUUAACAUACAGUAUGGUUAAAGUGCAGAUUCUCAGCUUUUAUUUAAGGGUAUUUUCAUACAUUAUGGUUUCACCAUGUAGAAAUUACAGCACUUUUUAAAUAAAUGGUCUCCCCUUUUCAGGGCAUCAUUGGAACAACUCUGGUCCUCAAUAACAGACUCCAAAGGCAAUCACAAGGCUAGACUGUAAACUUGAUACUGAAAGCUCUCUUACUGUCUUAUACUUGAACUUAGGAAGCAACUGAACACACAUGGCUGGUCAGAAACACCUGUGACCCCAUUUGUCCCAAAUAUAAUAAUGCCCUGAAAUGGGGGACUAUAUGUACUGUGUGUGUGUGUGUGUUUUAUUAGCACACAUGUAUUUGCAUUAUCACCCAGUACUAAUUAUGGUGUUUGGCAUUUGUAUGGCUGUAAUACACAAUGUUGACAUGGUUCAUAAUUGAUACUAUUGCUGUUGUCUAAUUAUGGUAAUUUUAGGGUUUGUGAUUUGUUUUUUAGGAUGGUGGUCGUUUCUGUAAUGACAGAAUGAACACAAUUCAGUUUGGCAGUGUUUAUUAUUAUUUUGGCAGUGAUCUAUCGUAAACAAUGCUGCAGUAUAAAAGAAUUCAUGGUGAAUUGUCAUAACUCAUUGAAGUGUACCGCCUCUGGA